AGGGAGGAGUCCCCUGCCUUUUCACCUUCUACCCUGACCUGCCAUCAGUUGUUAAAGUGAAUGCCAUCUUUGGUAAUAUAGCACCAAUUAUGCUAGAGAAGACAGGUCUUGGCUAUCAAUGUAUACUUCCAGGUUUGUAAAAUUAUUAACUAGACUAGUUAUAUUAGUUAUAAUAAUUUUACCAACCAGGAAAAUGUUUUGAAAUUAACCCUUUUAUAACAAAGAUUCAAAAGAGACAACAUUAAUUUUGGGUGUUUAUUGACUUAUAAAUUCAGUUACCUUUUUUAACUAUACAGUAUUUUUAUCAUUUUUUCUACUUAAGGGUAAACAUCCUAUGAGCAUUGUUUACUUAAAGCAGUGUUGUGUAGAUGAAAAAUAAUUGCUUACAAUUACUGGCUUUCUUGAAAUUGGGGCUUUUAUCUAGUAGCUGGUGGCAACUGAAGUUAAAAAAUAAUGUACAAAACUAAGCAAAGUCCAAAAUCAAGUUGCAAAAGCCCUGUUAUACGAUAAAGCUCUCACUGAAAAGCAAGUUUGCUUCAAUUCAUCAUCAGCAGCAUGCAGUUCGUAUUUUUAAUCCCACUACUAGUUUAAAAAAAUUGGGUGGUUAUUUAAAUGGGACAAACAUAUGGGAUUCUGCUAUGAAUGGUUGUCUUUCAAAACUACCAGUUAUGGUUACUGUAAUUUCUCUUUGUGGUAGUAGAUAUGAUUACAUACAUUAUCAUCCAUGAGAUUUUUUAUGAGGACAUAUAUCACUGUUUAUGGAGGUAUUUCAAUGCCUUUAUCACCAUUUUAUCCAUAGCCAUACCUAACAGGAAACCUGAUGACAUUCCAGUCAAGUUAGUUUCAAUGAAUCCAGAGUUUAUUGUAGCACAGACUUCUUUAAGCUACCGUGAAGAACUGUUUGUGCAGCCUGAGCCUGGAGCCCAUGGUAGUGGAAGAAGGGAAGAUGGAAGCAAUGAUGGCAGAGCCAGUGGAGGUGGGGCCAGUGGAGGUAGAGUUAGUGGAGGUGGAAGUAGUGGAGGUGGAAGUAGUGGAGGUGGAAGCAGUGGAGGCAGAAGUAGUGGAGAAGGGGCCAGUGGAAGUGGAGCCAUUGGAGGUGGGGCCAGUGGAGGUAGAGUUAGUGAAGGUGGAAGUAGUGGAGGUGGAAGUAGUGGAGAUGGAAGCAGUGGAGGCAGAAGUAGUGGAGAAGGGGCCAGUGGAAGUGGAGCCAGUGGAGAUGGGACUGGUGGAACUGGAGAAGGUGGAUGUGGAGGAAAGGGAUGUGGAACCUAUGGAGGUGGAGCUAUUGGAUGUCAAUACAGAAGAGGUGAAACACAAACUUUUAAAACUAUUAGUUUAUUUAUUGGAAUUGAAACCAAAUUCCCACUUACUGGUAUUGAUUAGUAACAAUAACCAACAAACAUUAAGGAAUCUCAAAAAAAGCAUAAAGGGGUAAGUUUCUAAAUAAACUGUGGUGCUGUGUAAGUGGGAGAGUAUAACAAGGUAAUUUGACCCCUUGCUAAGUUUAAGUUCUCUAUGUAGCACUCACAUUAUGACAAAUGAAAAGUCAAAAAGUGGCUCUCACUGCUGCUUUUUUCAAGGAACUUGGUAUCAUCAGCAGAAUUUAUAAGUUAACUUAAAUUGGCAUUUGUUUCAUAGCUUCGUUUCCAUAGUUUUGUAGCUGAUGUUUUGAGGGUUGGUCCUUUGUCGGAGCAAAUGACAAAGGGCUAAUGCUCAAAAUGCCAGCUUUUCAAAGCUCCUAAUGGUGGCCAAUUUACAUCAUCAACUCUGUUGAUAAUACCAAAUUACUUAAAAAAAACAGCAGAGUCAAUUUUUGACUUUUCAUUUGUUUAUAGUCUGAGUGCUUCUUAGAGGACUUGAAAUAAGUAAGGGGUGUGGGAAAAUGGGUGAGAGAUGUAGUUUCUGAAAUCACUGAAGGUGAGUAUCUGCCCAAGUGAAGUUUACAGGUGUGAGUUAAAUUUAGUUUUGAGGUACAUGUAAUAUUUCCUUAUUUUGUGUUUUUUUACCUCCCACUAUGAUAAAUGAUAUAAGAAAAAGAUAGUAAAAAAUAGUUAAGGCUAAGAAUAAAUUUGAAUCACAACAUUUUUUCUGGCUAGGAUUUCAAAAAGAAAAAAACAUCAAUUUGAUUUUUUUUCAUAUUAUCAAUCUCAUUUUUAGAAAGCAGUGAUUCUCAUAUUUCUUUUUGAUUGUGUUAAAUUCAGAUGCUUCUCAACUAGGCUCAGAUGUAGAGUCAGAAUUGUGCGAGUGUCUAAAAAAAUGUGGUUAAAUUUCAAAAUAAUUUUGUAAAGCAAAAGGUAGAAGUACAUUUAUUGUCAACUUUUGGUAUUUUUUAAUGUACUUUUACUGUGGCUAAGUUCUUCUCACACUUAAAUUUUCAUGUAAAGUGUUCCUUCUCACAGCAUGUACUGAAUCUGAGGAGGAUUUGGAAGAUGGUCAACUGUCAUGCACUCAGGAAAACAAAGAAAACUAUUUUUCUGACACAGAGGAUUGCUCUUCAUCUGAAACUGAUAGUGCUUUCUCUGAUUCAGAAAGCUGGGAUGAAUCUUUAAGUGGUGAGUUAUUUGUAUUCAACUGUGUCAUUAAAUUUAAAUUAAUUUGCUUUCCUUGAGUAUACAAUAAUAAUGAAAAUGUGACCAUGUACAAAAUGAGCUAUAAUUUAAACUAUGAGUAGGUAGGGAGCAAAUGACAUAAUGAUGUCCCUUGUUCACAGAAAGGAUAGUGAAUUUUGAUCGUUGUUAUCAUUUCAUCAAAAGAUGUAAGGAGAGGAUGGAAAUCUGGUGUUAAGGUACACUUUGGGCUUUGCUUUCGUUUUGAAAUAUGUGUUGAUCUCAUUAAAACCAUGAGAAAGCAAAACAGGUUUUCAGUGGUAAGUGCACCUCUAACAAAACGUUUUGCUUUUCAAUGCAUAAUUCUCCACUGAGUUUUAGUGCUCCAGUUCAUCAAUGGUGUCUUUUCUCCAAAUUGCUGGGAAUUUUUAUUCUAGGCACUAUGAUUAAUAAAUCAAAGUCACUCAUGAUUAUAAAUCUUAUUUUAAUAAUUCUGUCUCUUUGUCUAAUGAUAUAUGGGGUGACUUUUAUUUUGAUCUUCUUUUUCCAGAUUCUUUACUUUCAUUCCUCUGGGUGAAUUCAAGCAAAUCUCAAGGAACCAUUCCUGAAACAGAAUCAACUCAAUUGUUAGCAUCACAUGAUGAUACCCCAGUGCAUUGUCUUGAUGCUCCUGAUCUUAAUGUGGAGAAUGCAGAAAGCCAGUACCAGGAUAAUGAGCUUUUUGAGACACUUCAUGCAGAAAGUGCUAAACCACAAAAUUCAAAAUCAGUUCUUUCUGGAACUUCAAACCAGCAAUCAGCAACCUGUGCUGGAUCAACUACUCAAUCUCAGGCAGCUCAAUCUCCCGUAAACAGCCCUUUGUGGAAUGGAGACAGGAAAUUAAACGUGGCCCCUCCACAAGAUAGUGAUGAGGAAAUACACUCAGGUCAGGAAUGGGAAGAAUCAGGUAAAUAUUAUGAUGCAAAUGAACGUACAAUUAUUUUUAUCUCCCCUUGCUGAAAUAAUCAUUUGUAUGCAGAUUAAAAUUCAGUGUUGACAAAUUCCUGUUGUAGGCCGUAAAGUAAUUUUUUUAAUCUAUUGGAAGAAUUAGUUACACAGAAAUGGUCAUAGUCAAUUUUACACGUAUGUCUAAUUUAUACCAUUCUGGGGUUAUUUUGGUAGAGAUCUGGUUUUAAAUUCUGUUAAUUACCCGGAAAGCAGACCAUCUACACAGAUUUCUGUCUAUUGCCUACUUAUCAAGUUUUUCGAAAAUUGUGAAUAACGGCAGUGACUGCGAUAAACAAGCAUUUUAUCCUUCUCAUGUUAAGGUAGUAAUGUAAUGCGUUGUGCGCAACAGGAAUAGUUAAACCCCCGAUUCAACCUGAGACAUCUGAAUAGAUGUUUACAGAGUAGAUUUUUCUUGUGAGCAAAUUUACGACGAUUUGACACACUACGCCCACGCUUUCAAACUUCAAUCCUUUCAUCGCGGAGCGUGUAACCUACUUGAGGCUAACAUUACACUUCGAGCAUCACACCUGACAACAUGACCUUAUGCCAAAAAACUAUGCUCAAAAUGUUUCAUCACGCUCAAUUUAAUGAUUUAAAACAAAGAGUCUUUUAAGAGUCCCUCAACCUCCCUUCCCUAUUCCUUCUACCAAAACAGCUAAAACUUGCUGAGAAUAUAAUGAUUACCAAAGUUCAGUACAUAACAUCUAACUGGAUCAAAUUCUUGAAGUGCAAACAAGAUUAGCAGGCUUAGUGAUGACACUAUCCAGGUUACGUAAUUUAUAUAUUGUUGAACAUCAAGGGAAUUUAUAAGAAGUUUAGUAAGUAUGAAAAGUGAGACAAGCGCUUUGUCUGAUCGAAAUCUCUCAACCAAGCAAACCACUAUUACUUUCGGUAAUUUAUUCCCGGCCACCAGGGAUUUAGUUUCAGUGUUAUAUAUUGGUUGGUGAGUUUUCUAAGUGGAGCCUUCCAGCUGAAAUUUCAUAACAGAGUGGAGCUGCAAAGCUAACCUUCUUGGUAUACAAGACUAAGACUCGUUGAUUUUAACAUGUAUAGCAAUGGAUUUGAGUUGCAAGGCCACCCUAGAAGGCGCUAGCACGCCAGGGCAGAAUGCAAUAUGCAACGGUUUUUAAAGAAGCCCACGACAUAGAUGGUUCGCGAGCCUGUGAGUCUCCACGCUCCUUUGCCCACGGCGCUGUAAACGGAAUAAUAUUGUUCUUUCUGCCUAAGCAUGUUGUGAACUAUCACGUUACGCUUCAAUGAUAGCUAAGAACAAAAUUUGAAUUAAUUACCCGGAAAGCAGACCAUCUACACAGAUUUCUGUCUAUUGCCUACUUAUCAAGUUUAUCGAAAAUUGUGAAUAACGGCAGUGACUGCGAUAAACAAACAUUUUAUCCUUCUCAUGUUAAGGUUUUAAUGUAAUGCGUUGUGCGCAACAGGAUUCAACCCCCGAUUCAACCUGAGACAUCUGAAUAGAUGUUUAUAGAGUAAAUUUUUCUUGUGAGCAAAUUUACGAUGAUCUGACACACUACGCCUUCAAUCCUUUCAUCAACGUGUGAAAUCGUUCGACUGCAAUUGGUGGAACUUGAUUCACGAGUGCACUGAAUAAACACUGAAAACUAUAUCCAUUCACUUUUAAUUUUUCUUACUCUGCUUUCUGUUUGUACUGCAUUGGUUUCUUUCAGUCGCAAAUACAUGUAUCAUGGAAAACGAAGCUAACGGUUUGACAGACUCCUUCGUGGCCAGACACACUACAGACCCUACCUUACGCUUGGGACUGCUUUUUCGUAAUCAAAAUGGCUCACGCCAUGACCAAGGCACAGGGAUGGGGGCAGAGGUAAGAAAAACUGAAUACAGCAUAGCUUUUAGAUGAAGAGAGGGACACUGAUAUUGCUUUUCUGGAACUACAUUGCGGGUCUGCUAGGGCAGGAAGGGCGUUGUAAAAGUAAUUUUCAAUCACCGAAAUUGAAACUGAGAUCGCAGCUUUUAUUGACUACGACAUAAAAACUGGAAAACAACUAUGAGUCUGAAUAAUCCAGAAAAAUUUGAUCACUCAAACCUAGUCAAAAUAUUGAUUCCCUGCAUUACAAAAAGAUACUUUAGAAAAUGGCAAAAUAAACUAACGUAAAUCGUUGUUGUUUUUGUUGUCACGGCUGCCCCAUGUAAGUGUUUAGCGAUAUCUUAACAACAAAAAUUUUUCCAAUUUUUAUUUAUUUAAAACAAAAACAGCUCAUAGAUUUAUGAGGCAUCAAAACACGCAUUUCAAGCGGGUAAAAUGAGUCUACAUCUCCCGUUCGAGGAGUUAGCCAUGUAAUAAACAUUGUUGGAAAUUAUCUUAUUUUGUUUCAUUUCUCCAGACUGCCGGGCCAAACAACACUGCUACCGACUCUUCUGCAGCUGGUUCCCCUUCGGCCGAAGUUUUCCUAACAAACUCUCAAGCUUCAAAUUUGUUUGCAUUGUCUCCACUGAACAUAGGGCCUUGGAAUGUUGAGUCUUUAGAGUCCACGAGCAACAGUCAUCUUGCAUUGACGCAAGGAGUAGCUAGAGCAACGGUCCAAAUGAACAGGAGAAUGCGGGAAAGAGAACAGCGUGAAUUGGGGCGGGAACAACUUCAAACGAAUCAAGACAGAAGGGAAAGGGAGAUUAGAAUGUGAAAAAAUAGAGAAAUGAUAGAAAGAGAGAGAAGGGAAAUGAGAAGAUCUGGUGAAUGGAGAGAAUGGCAAGAGGCAGGAGAAUAAUGCAACAAGAGAAGAGAUUUGUUAAUUGCGUGAAACCUUGUUUCAUAUUACAAUUUUGAGAGGGCUUGUCGCCGGCAAUUUUUUCGGUUGAGUUCUAAAAAUGAUGAUCUUUGUUUUUUGCUCAUUAAUGAACAAUUUUUUUAGCUUUUAGCCAAGUCGCAACAUGACAAAUUUGAGGUAAUCCAUGAGCACUUUUAGAUUUCGGUUUUGCUAAAUAAUGCUGGUAUCGUCGGCUAAAAAUAAACAUUCAGCAUCUCUUAUGCAAAACCGGUUGUUACACCAAGAUCAUAUUUUUCGUCAGGUACCUUUAGAUACGAUUAUGUACAAUUUUUUCCAAAUCUUUCGAAAAAGCAGGAAGUAUUGAAAUUGAUCUAUAAUUUUCAGUUAAGAAGGGUCGUCCGCCUUUAAUACAGGGACCACUUAAGCAACUUUAAGUUUAGAUGGAAAAAUACCUUAAGUCGAAGACAAGUUGAAAUAUGCAACAAUGGCUCACACAUAAAAUCAAAGGACCUCUUACUGGAAGACAAAGGCAAAUCGCGCAGCUUUGCCGUCUGUAAAGUUUUUACAACUUUAACGAGCUCGUUUAUUUGACCGGGAUCAAAAUGUUGUAGGGGGGAAGACGAGACUGGCCCUAAGUAUUUAUUAAAGCACUAAAACAAUGAGAUGAUCUUGCUUGCUAGAUUUGGGCCAACGUUAGCAAAGUAAUGGCAAGACCUGCUUGCAAUCUCUUCAGAAUCAGUAAUAGUCACACGUCUUCCUGUAUCAGUGAAAUCUUAACAGGGACCGCGCGGCAAGUUUAUGAGUGGGGGGCGAAAGAAGAAUGCGUGAAGGAGA
Molecule: messenger RNA, 7102 nt
Organism: Pocillopora meandrina
Lineage: Eukaryota; Metazoa; Cnidaria; Anthozoa; Scleractinia; Pocilloporidae
Source: the annotation of a GenBank genome assembly